Daktulosphaira vitifoliae (grape phylloxera) is the source of this 834-nucleotide messenger RNA. RefSeq names its product pre-mRNA-processing-splicing factor 8-like. The transcript has 4 exons. The coding region runs from base 109 to 819 and encodes 236 amino acids. The record is from RefSeq and is a predicted model, not a curated record. NCBI's taxonomy places the organism in Eukaryota, Metazoa, Arthropoda, Insecta, Hemiptera, Phylloxeridae. Gene Ontology annotation, biological process: spliceosomal tri-snRNP complex assembly; mRNA splicing, via spliceosome. Gene Ontology annotation, molecular function: U5 snRNA binding; U2 snRNA binding; U6 snRNA binding. Gene Ontology annotation, cellular component: U5 snRNP; catalytic step 2 spliceosome.
UAAUAAUUAUAGUUAGCAAAAUGGAAAACUGCUGAAGAAGUUGCUGCUUUGAUACGUUCUUUACCUGUUGAAGAACAACCAAAACAAAUUAUUGUGACUCGAAAAGGAAUGUUAGAUCCUCUCGAGGUUCAUCUCUUAGAUUUUCCAAAUAUUGUGAUAAAAGGUUCAGAAUUACAGCUACCUUUCCAAGCAUGCUUAAAAGUUGAGAAAUUUGGUGACCUCAUUUUAAAAGCUACAGAGCCACAAAUGGUUUUAUUCAAUUUAUAUGAUGAUUGGUUAAAGACAAUUUCAUCCUAUACAGCAUUUUCACGAUUAAUUCUAAUAUUAAGAGCUUUGCAUGUUAAUACUGAGCGUACCAAAGUUGUUUUAAAACCAGACAAAACAACUAUAACAGAACCUCAUCACAUUUGGCCUACAUUAAGUGAUGAUGAAUGGAUUAAAGUGGAAGUUCAAUUGAAAGAUCUAAUUUUAGCUGAUUAUGGAAAAAAAAAUAAUGUUAAUGUAGCUUCUUUAACACAAUCUGAAAUUCGUGAUAUUAUUCUGGGAAUGGAAAUAAGCGCUCCAUCAGCACAAAGACAACAAAUUGCAGAAAUAGAAAAACAAACAAAGGAACAAUCACAAUUGACAGCCACGACCACAAGAACUGUAAACAAACAUGGAGAUGACAUAAUUACUUCUACCACUUCAAACUAUGAAACACAAACAUUCAGGUAUAUUAAAUUUAUACACAAGAUUCUAGUUUUAGAAUCAAAUUCUCUAAUUAGUGAGAGUGCUAGGUUUUGCUCCUAUUCCAGAAGGGAAGGAGUUGAAGUGGGAUAGAUCUUCCUUGUGAAA